AUGAGCUCUGCCAAGGCUGGGGUGCUGCAGCUGGCACCCCAGACUGGCGAGCAAGCACAAUGUUACAUCGAUUUGUCACGUUUGCUUGUCACGGGGACGCGGAGCUUUUACAACAACCCGACUUUUUCGGACAUCACGCUAGUUUGUCCCGAUGGGCGCCAGCUGCGAUGCCAUCAAGUCAUCUUGGCCGCCUCCAGCAAGCGCCUCGCGUCGGUGCUUAAACAAGGCGGCUUCACGGGCUCCAAGCUGCCGGUGCAGGGCGUGGACAGUGAUGCCCUGGACACCCUCAUCGACUCCUUCUACACGGGGGAGUGCCCCCUCACCUUGGCCACGGCGGCGAGCAUAUACGACGCAGCAGUCAAACUGGAGGUGAACGGGCUGCCCAACGCCGUGGAGCAGUUUGUGAGCGCCAGCCUCACCCCCAACAACGCAUGCCUGCUGCUGGAGAGGGCCAUGGGCACCAAGACUGGCCGACUGGCGGAAGUCUGCCUGCAGUUCAUUAGAUCCAGGCUGGCGGAUGUGGUUCCCACUCUGGAGUUCAGCUCCGCCAAUAUGGAUGUGGUGGGGCAGAUCUGCACCGAUGUGGCUAACAACCGCCACCCUCCGCAGCUGGCGCUGCAGGUGGCCAUUGCCUGGCUCCGAGGGCCCCCCAGCGGCCCCAGCCGCACGCACCUGCUGCCCGCGCUCGCCGACCAGAUAGGCAUCUCAUCGGACAUACUGCAAACCUACAUGCGGAACAGCGGCAACAGCCCCACAGCCGGCGGCGGUGGUAAUGGUGGCGGAGGAGGGAAUGGCGGUGGUGGCUCCGCCGCCGCCGUGUCCCUCCUCGGCGAGCCGCCCUCCCUGGACGGCUCCCUGUCGCUCAGCUCCCUACCGCUGCUACAGUUGUUGCCGGCAGGGCAGCUGCAGCAGUUGGGAAUGGGCGGCGGGGCCGCCGGCGCAGCGGCGGCACAGCUGUUGUUGGGUCAGGGCAAGGGUGGGGCAGGUACGGCAGCGCUGAGGAGCCUGUUGGAGGAGGACGGCGGCGGCGCCGCUGGCGGCGGCGGCGGCGCCGGAGUGGGCAGCAUGGAGGGCGCCGCGCUGGCGCAGCGACUCGGCAAUUUGGCGGGAUUGCGACGGGAUCUGGAGGAGGGCGCGGCUGCGGCGGGGGGGUUCGCUGGGGCCCUGGGUAGCAUGUCAGCGUCGGGUGGCGGGCGGGGGAAGCGCGCAAGGACUGAGGACAGCCGGCGCAACAGCGGCUGGGAGCAAGAGCCGCUUACCUCCAGCCUGGGUCGCGGCCCCUCCGGCGACCAGCUGGACAUGUUGUUAUCCCCCUCGGGUCCCGGGGCGGGCGGUGGAGGCGGAUUCGGGGGCGCUGGCGGCCUGGGGGCCCUGCUGCAGGGGCCCCAGGCCGCUGCCUACACUGCGGACCCCCCGCCUAGAGACCGCCGCACGCCGCAGGUCAAGGGCGUGUGCCACGUAGAGGGCUGCUACGCGGACCUCACCGGUCUGCGGGACUACCACCUGAGAUAUAAAAUAU
Molecule: messenger RNA, 1519 nt
Organism: Volvox carteri f. nagariensis
Lineage: Eukaryota; Viridiplantae; Chlorophyta; Chlorophyceae; Chlamydomonadales; Volvocaceae
Exons: 8
Cellular component (GO): nucleus
Molecular function (GO): protein binding; DNA binding
Source: RefSeq, a predicted model, not a curated record